GUAAUAAGCUAAACGAUGGUAGAAAAAGACUCUCAACUUAGUGCUUUAGAUAUUGGUGAACUCGAUAUGUACGUCCAAAGUGUGGAACCUUGGUGUAUAGAUGCCAUUGGAAACCAAGCAUGGCUUGACUGGCAUAUUCGGUUGCAAAAACUGAACCAACAGGCAGUUCUAGAAGCCUCUUCUAUGCAAGAAGAAAUUACAAAAGAAACCCUUAUCUCUUACGGAAAGCUUCCGGUUUUGGUUCAGGAAGCAAUUUGCAUUCAAGUGUGGCGUUUAAAAAUCUACCCGCAAAUAAUGAAAUUGGAACCCGCACCUACAAAUACUUUUGGUGUGUAUAUGGUGCUAUACCACGAGGCAGCGGCUAUAGGUCUGCUAGAAACUGUUCUUUUUCAUGAAGACGGUGCUCAGUGCGUCAGUGAAGUUGCUAUUGACUUAAUCCAUUACACCGUCGACCAGCUAACGGCUCUUGUCGCUCUAAUAAAUAAUGGAUAUUUAAAACCCUUAUCUGCUAAAGAGUUAGACAGUGAGACAGCGGUCGAGGAACUUGAACGUCAGAAAAGAGACUUACAAUUCGACAUCAGCAUGAGAUGUAUCUCAAUUGUUCGGUAUUUGGCAGAGCACAUGGAGGUAGCGGGUAUAGGCGCAUCAAUAUCUACUAACUUGUACAAGACCUAUGAUGUUCCUUCUAUUCUAUGCCAUCUCAUACAGCUUCAACCCUGGCGGAAAGUUAAUGACAAAGGAGAUAUCCAGAUAUUUAAUUUUGGGCGCUGGUCCAAGCCGUCCGCCGAGGAUCUCUCUCAACUGCACCGUAGCGAAGCUCAACUUUGGCUUUGUCUUCGCCAAUUACUUCUAGAGCCAAGAUUGCCUCAUCACUACACUAUCGACGAGUGUCGUCGCUCUUCCUUCUGUUCGCUUCAAGCAAAAAUCACGGAUGCAAUGUUAGAUCAAGUACCACCGUUGGGCGAUUUGAAAAUGUUCCUGUGCCGGUUAGCCGUGGGCGAUUACUCUAGCCUACAUAAUCGUACAAAUGGCGUCAAGAACCCGGGAUGCACGCUUAUUGAAGUAGUACCACAGAUAAAAAAAUCAUAUUUAAAAGAAGUCCACAAGCGCACCAAGUCGCUAGCUAAAGCACAACUUGAGCAUUUCAAAAUGGAUGGUUCCGAAUCUUCUAGAAAUAUGGCGAAAAAGCUUCUAGAAUCUUACACUAGUGACGCUGCACUUGCGAUGGAUAGUGGUGGGGCAAAGUGCGCUAAAUGUGGUGAUAAAGCAAGUAAAAAGUGUUCAAGAUGCAAAACUGAGUGGUACUGUGGCAGAGAAUGUCAAGUUCAACAAUGGCCGAAGCAUAAGGAAAUUUGUGAUCAGUUUUCAAGUCUAUGCAUGUGAAAUUAAAUUUAUUUUCCUAACGACUAAUAAACUCUUAAUUUAAUCUAAAUAAUGAACUUAAACGGCGACAGAUUUAAUUUUUU
Messenger RNA from Vanessa tameamea, 1466 nucleotides. RefSeq names its product Zinc finger MYND-type containing 10 (gene Zmynd10). NCBI's taxonomy places the organism in Eukaryota, Metazoa, Arthropoda, Insecta, Lepidoptera, Nymphalidae. Gene Ontology annotation, cellular component: centriolar satellite; cytoplasm. The record is from RefSeq and is a predicted model, not a curated record. The coding region runs from base 16 to 1383 and encodes 455 amino acids. The transcript is spliced from 10 exons. Gene Ontology annotation, biological process: inner dynein arm assembly; motile cilium assembly; outer dynein arm assembly.